Messenger RNA from Marasmius oreades (fairy-ring Marasmius), 579 nucleotides. RefSeq lists its product as uncharacterized. Lineage: Eukaryota; Fungi; Basidiomycota; Agaricomycetes; Agaricales; Marasmiaceae. The transcript has 3 exons. The coding region runs from base 39 to 401 and encodes 120 amino acids. The record is from RefSeq and is a predicted model, not a curated record.
CCUGCAUCUGCAUCGCAGAAACAAGUGCUCUCAAUAUAAUGAACGCCGGAGAGCAAGAAUUCGAGAUAUACGAGUGCAGUCUUUUUGAUGAUGUAGUAGGGGAAAAUGACGGCAAGGACGACUACAACAUACCAUCUCAAUACCCGGGUUUCAUAAGGUACCCUGGCGUUUCAAAACUGUCCUCUGCUAGUCCCAGCAAGCCUAUGAAUGCGAAUCCGAAACCCGAUAAAAUCCGCUUCAAACAUCGGAGAAACCAGGGGAUCAUAUUAAGGUACUCUGGCGUCUCAAAACCAUCCUCGCCCAUACCAGGCCAACCCACGAAACCGAAACCCGAUGAAACCUUCUUCAAACAUCGGAGAAUCAAGAACCGUCCACGUUUCCAGCGUGUUUAUCCACUUUAAAGCUGCGAACCGUCGAUCAGAAAGGACGACGAAUAUUAUGCCGAUAAUUCAGUGCUAUUUAUGGUAUUAUGUUACAACGAACUCGAAACAGACAGUGUAAGUCUAUGGACAUAGUAAUAUAGGAUGCAGAGAUUGAAGAUACCUCCUUUGAAAAAUAAUUAAAUCAGUUUUCAAUAUC